Vitis vinifera (wine grape) is the source of this 3662-nucleotide messenger RNA. RefSeq names its product putative disease resistance protein At3g14460. Bases 41 to 3013 code for a protein of 990 amino acids. The record is from RefSeq and is a predicted model, not a curated record. Lineage: Eukaryota; Viridiplantae; Streptophyta; Magnoliopsida; Vitales; Vitaceae. The transcript is spliced from 4 exons.
UAUACCAACAUUUCCCAAGGACUUUGAAUUCGACAUUGAGAUGUUAGUCCUGUUAUGGAUAGCUGAGGGUUUUGUGCAGCAGCCAGAGGGGGGAAAAGAAAUGGAAGCUACUGCACGCAGCUACUUCUUUGAUCUACUAUCAAGGUCAUUCUUUCAACAAUCUAGUGUGGACAAAUCACAGUAUCUAAUGCAUGACCUUAUCCAUGAUCUAGCUCAGUUUAUUUCUGGAAAAGUAUUUCUCAGGUUGGAGGACAAGGCAGAGGUUGUCAAGCAAUCCAAUAUAUAUGAAAAAGCUCGCCACUUUUCCUACAUCCGUGGAGACACUGAUGUCUAUGUGAAGUUUAAGCCACUUAGCAAAGUCAAGUGCUUGCGCACCUUCCUCUCAUUAGAUCCAUUACAUGGAUUUAACAUAUAUUGUUUGACCAAAAAGGUUCCAGAGGAUUUAUUACCAGAAUUAAGGUUCUUGCGGGUGCUAUGGCUGAGUGGCUAUGAGAUCACUAAAUUACCAGAUUCUAUUGGCAGUCUCAAACAUCUCCGGUACCUCAAUCUCUCUUACAGUUCAAUCAAAGAGUUACCUGAGUCAACAAGCACUGUCUACAACUUGCAGACGCUACUGCUAAAAUGUCGUCAUCUUAUUAAGCUGCCAAUGGACUUGAAGAAUCUGACUAAUUUACGACACCUCAAUAUUGAGACGAGUGACUUGCAAAUGAUGCCCCUUGAAAUGGGAAAACUGACAAGCCUCCAAACAUUGUCUAAUUUUGUUGUGGGCAAAGGUAGGGGGUCAGGAAUAGGACAGCUUAAAAGCUUAUCGAAUCUCAGGGGAAAACUCUCCAUUUCAGGGUUGCAGAAUGUUGUCAAUGUCAGGGAUGCUAUUGAGGCCAAGUUAGAGGAUAAGGAGUACCUUGAAAAGUUAGUUUUAGAAUGGAUUGGCAUAUUUGAUAGUACAAGAGAUGAGAAAGUGGAAAAUGAGAUAUUUGACAUGCUACAACCUCAUGAGAACUUGAAAAAUCUCUCUAUUGAAUACUAUGGUGGUACAGAAUUUCCAAGUUGGGUGGGAGAUCCAUCCUUCAGUAUGAUGGAGUACCUGAAUCUCAAGGGUUGCAAAAAAUGUAUAUCCUUACCAUCGCUUGGCCAACUACCAUUGCUUAAGGAGUUAAUCAUUGAAGGAAUGGAUGGUAUAAAGCAUGUUGGUCCUCAGUUUUAUGGGGAUGAUUACUCUUCAAUUGAUCCUUUUCAAUCAUUGGAGACGCUGAAGUUUGAGAAUAUGAAAGAAUGGGAGGAAUGGUCUUCUUUUGGAGAUGGAGGAGUUGAAGGAUUCCCUUGCCUUCGUGAGCUUUCUACAUUUAGAUGUCCAAAGUUGACAAGGUUCUCACACCGAUUUUCUUCCUUAGAAAAACUGCGUAUUGAGCUGUGUGAAGAACUUGCUGCUUUUUCAAGGCUUCCUUCACCUGAAAACUUGGAGUCUGAAGAUUUUCCUCACCUUCGUGUGCUCAAACUAGUACGUUGCCCCAAGUUGAGUAAACUACCGAAUUACCUUCCAUCAUUGGAAGGAGUUUGGAUAGAUGAUUGUGAGAAAUUGGCUGUACUACCAAAGCUUGUGAAGCUCUUGAAUUUGGACUUGUUGGGUUCUAAUGUGGAGAUUCUUGGAACUAUGGUUGAUCUUAGGUCACUAACCUUUUUGCAGAUAAAUCAAAUUUCAACACUCAAAAUUUUUCCUGAAGGUUUCAUGCAACAGUCUGCAAAACUUGAAGAACUAAAGAUUGUUAAUUGUGGUGAUCUUGUAGCUUUGUCGAAUCAGCAGUUGGGAUUAGCACACCUUGCUUCUCUUAGACGCUUGACAAUCUCUGGGUGUCCUAAACUUGUUGCUUUGCCAGAUGAAGUGAACAAGAUGCCUCCUAGACUAGAAUCUUUGGAUAUAAAAGACUGUCAUAACCUGGAGAAACUGCCAGAUGAACUUUUCAAGCUCGAGUCUCUUAGUGAGUUGCGAGUGGAAGGGUGUCAAAAACUUGAGUCCUUUCCUGAUAUGGGAUUGCCAUCCAAGCUUAAACGUCUCGUGAUCCAAAACUGUGGUGCAAUGAAGGCCAUUCAAGAUGGAAAUUUACGGAACAACACCUCUCUUGAGUUUCUGGAGAUCCGUUCAUGUUCUUCCCUUGUGUCAGUUCUUGAAGGAGGCAUUCCCAUCACACUCAAAUAUAUGAGGAUUUCUUACUGCAGAAGUCUGAAGUCGCUGCCUGUGGAGAUGAUGAACAAUGACAUGUCUCUUGAGUACUUGGAGAUAGAAGCUUGUGCUUCACUUUUGUCCUUUCCAGCAGGCGAGUUACCCAAAUCUCUUAAGCGUCUUGAGAUUAGUAUUUGUGGUAAUUUUCUUUCAUUACCUUCAAGCCUUCUGAACCUAGUGCAUCUUGAUUUCUUACACCUAGAAGAUUGCCCUCUUCUUGAGUAUUUUCCAAAUACUGGGUUGCCUACCCGUAACCUAAGAGAGCUCACUAUUUGUAAAUGUGAGAAGCUCAAGUCCUUGCCCAAUCGGUUUCACAACCUCAAAUCUCUUCAAAAAUUGGCCAUAUCUGGUUGUCCAAGUCUUGUAUCCCUACCAAAACAGGGGUUGCCCACCAACCUAAUAUCGCUUGAGAUUACUCAUUGCGAGAAACUCAAUCCCAUUGAUGAGUGGAAACUGCACAAACUUACCACUCUUAGAACUUUCUCGAUUGGGGGAAUCCCAGGUCUGGUGUCAUUUUCAAAUACAUAUCUUCUUCCUGACUCCAUAACCUUUCUUCGCAUCCUAGAACUCCCAGACCUCCUAUCAAUAUCAGAAGGGCUGCAAAAUCUCACCUCACUUGAAACUCUGAUGAUUAGAGACUGCGAUAAGCUCCAAUAUUUGCCAAAGGAGGGGCUUCCAGCCACACUUUCUUCUCUAACAAUUAAGAACUGCCCUCUGCUACAAUCACGCUGUAAACAGGACACUGGAGAGGAUUGGUCCAAAAUUAUGGACAUUCCUGAUGUAGUUCUAUUUUAAAGGCAUGGAGAUCCUUGACCAAGUUCUAGUGAAGUUCUUUCACACUGGAGGUAGAGAAAUUCUGUCAGGCUGCUUUUCUGGAAGCACUCAUGUUACAUUCCUUGAGAAGGUACCUUUUUCUUGAGUCCAAAGGUGAUGAUGGUCUUCACAAAUGGGUAGCCUGAUUUCAAAACCACAAACACCCAAUCCCAGAUCAGAAGCCAGGCUUGGGUCCCAAAUCUCUCGUACAACCUCUGAAGACUUCAUAAACAGGCUAGCUGGCAACUUCUCAAAGGGAUGAUUGUGCCUAUGCAUGUAACAAACUACUUUUGGAGAACAAUCCAAGGAUGAACAUACAUGGGAGUUGGGAGUUGGGAGUUUACAAAGUUGUAGAAGAUCAGUGUGGAGGUGAACUUUUGAAUUGUUAAUGGUCUCUCCUAAACUGUACCCUAGUAUGAUGCUGCCACAAGGGAAAGAGGAAUUGAACUAGAGCAUGUUAUGCCCCGUCCUUGUUCAUCAAUAUUUAUCACCAUCCUAAUCUAGCAUUCCACCAAAAGAUACAAGUGCUUGUACUUCAUGUUACCUUUUGGUGCUUGGUAGCUUUUCUAUGUAUUGGAAUUGGACAUUUAUCAAUCUAUACAUCAACUGCCAUGAGCUAUCAACAUCAGAA